Molecule: messenger RNA, 2411 nt
Organism: Pygocentrus nattereri (red-bellied piranha)
Lineage: Eukaryota; Metazoa; Chordata; Actinopteri; Characiformes; Serrasalmidae
Gene: pgam1b
Product: phosphoglycerate mutase 1b
Exons: 5
Coding region: 164-928 (254 amino acids)
Biological process (GO): glycolytic process
Molecular function (GO): intramolecular phosphotransferase activity
Source: RefSeq, a predicted model, not a curated record
GUGACGCUCCUCGUAUUAGGGACGCGCGUGACGUCACCAAGCCUGGUCUCCGGCGCUCGUCGGGAAGCUGAAAGGAAACGCCAGACGCGCUCGUGCGACGCGUGACCGUCAUCCCCCCGCGCUCCUGCGAGAACCUCCCUGCUGCACUUGUUCGGGACCCGAGAUGGCGGCGUACAGGCUGGUGCUGAUCCGCCACGGAGAGAGCAGCUGGAACCGGGAGAACCGGUUCUGCGGCUGGUUCGAUGCUGAUCUGAGCGAGACCGGAGCGCAGGAGGCCAAGAGAGGAGGAGAGGCGCUGAGAGAGGCCGGGUAUGAGUUUGAUGUGUGCUACACGUCUGUGCUGAAGCGAGCCAUUAGAACUCUGUGGCUGGUUCUGGACAGUAUCGAUCAGAUGUGGCUUCCUGUGCACCGUUCGUGGCGUCUGAAUGAGCGUCACUACGGCGGCCUGACGGGGCUGAACAAGGCCGAGACGGCAGCCAAGCACGGAGAGGAGCAGGUGAAGAUCUGGAGGCGUUCGUAUGACAUCCCACCACCACCCAUGGAGUCUGACCACGACUUCUACUCCACCAUCAGCCAGGAUCGUCGCUAUGCCGACCUGACGGAGGACCAGCUGCCAUCGUGCGAGAGCCUGAAAGACACAAUCGCUCGUGCUCUGCCCUUCUGGAACGAGGAGAUCGUCCCCCAGAUCAAAGACGGGAAGAGGGUGCUCAUCGCCGCCCACGGCAACAGUCUCCGGGGUAUCGUCAAGCACCUGGAGGGUAUGUCUGAAGAGGCCAUAAUGGAGCUGAACCUGCCCACUGGAAUCCCCAUCCUGUACGAGCUGGACAAGAACCUGAAGCCAGUCAAGCCGAUGCAGUUCCUUGGAGACGAGGAGACUGUCCGCAAGGCCAUGGAGGCUGUCGCUGCUCAGGGCAAGGCCAAGAAGUAGAGAGUGAAGAGGAAAGUGGGAGAGUGUGAGGCUGGGGGAGGAGAAGGGAAGAAAGCACUGGAGAAAUAGAUUCACUUGGCUCUGGGUAUUACAGUAUAACAUAUGCUGAAUAGUGUACUCUAUGCUGUCUUGCUGGCCGCAAUCGCUGAAGAAUACAGUCUGUGUUUUAAAAUGGGCCCAAUAACUGACUUACAGUAAAUUAUUGAUAAAUUCCAGCCUGCAGUCCAGAGCACUUAGUAGGGACCAUGUAAACAAUUCAGAGAUUCUCAGGACAAGAGCACACACACCCAACAAACACUCACCAAACCAACUCGAAUGUUCUAAAGCGAGAACGUUUUGGAACUCCCCCAAGCCAUGAGAACCAAUGUUCUAGACUCUCCAAACGAACGAUCACAUACAGGUACAGCAUUCAAACAAUGUUUUUUGGCUCUAGAACAUUUUGGAGAUCCCCAAGCCCUGAGAACCAGCUUGAGAACCAACAUUCUAGAGUCCCCAAACGAACAAUCACAGGUAUGGCACACAAACCAAACAUUUUAGUUUGCUGCUGUUUGUUGGCUGUAGAACAUUUUGGACCUCCCCAAGCCCUGAGAACCAGUGAGAACCCAAGCCCCCCCCCCCAACCCCCCGUUCUAGCUUGCCGGUGUUUGUUGGCUCACUGCGCUCUGGCCUUUAUGAAUAUUCCAUGCUUUUCAUGCUCCACAUUAGACGCUCAUGAAGAUUCAAGAAGCAUUUCAAACGUUACUGUAACCUCAAGCACUGAAGGCACCGUCACUUAGAAACUGCACAUUUCAAAGGAAGGUACUUGGCUUUGCUCUGUAGUGGCAACUCUGCGGUAACUGUAUCCAGGCAACGCCAUUUACUGGCGACAGGGCUGCGAAUGAAUUAGAUUUUUUUUAUAUAUAUAUAUAUAAACAGAAAAGAGACUAAAUGCAUUGCGUUCCAAAUCGCUACAUGACUCACGCUAAGCCUGGACGCCCACAGCACAGCACUUAAAAUACACCACUACACCACCAAAAACAAAAUCUUGUGCCGUUUCAGAGCAACCUGCAUUUUAGAGGUUCUCCACUCGACUUGAGGAAGAAUUGGCAUGAAGGGUUAUUAGUACUAUCUAGGGUUAUUCCUAAUGCGCUGAGCCGGUUUAGUCUCAGAAGCCGCUGUUAUAGAAGGUUGUUUUUUUUUUUUCCUCUGUCUGCUUCUAAACUGUGUUAAAUAGAAGUAGAUUAACUGUUGCUCACAGUGUUGCUUGGGCCCCAUUUCUGAACCCACGAGUACACUUGUUUAAAUGUUGUCUUCCUGAAAUGUUACUAAAGUAAAUACAUGAAUAUGGAUUUGCUCACUAUUUGAAAUGUUACAUCCCUAAGCUUAUUAGUUAUACUUAGUAUAGUCUAAUGUAUAUUUUGGCUUGACUGAAUAGCACUGUCCUGUACGAACCUACACUGAAGUUUGUGUGCAAUCACUAAUAAAUGUUGGCUAAGCAGAACGA